Messenger RNA from Haliotis rubra (blacklip abalone), 832 nucleotides. RefSeq lists its product as uncharacterized. Bases 206 to 832 code for a protein of 208 amino acids. The transcript is spliced from 4 exons. The record is from RefSeq and is a predicted model, not a curated record. NCBI's taxonomy places the organism in Eukaryota, Metazoa, Mollusca, Gastropoda, Lepetellida, Haliotidae.
GUCAGGGUCAUUUAUGAUAUUUGAAGGGAAACAUAAUGCACUGGAAGUUCAAGGACAUCAGCCUAGAUAUUGCUUCAGAUAUAGUUAUGAUUGAAAAUGUUUUGCAGGGGAGAGGUCAAAGAGAUGUGGACAACGAGAACAGAAGGCAUUAAUAUCACAAGACAUAAAAGAAGCUUUGGUGACCAAGUGCUGUGUGAAAGAGUGCAUGAAGAAACUGUCUUUUGAAGUUAUCCACCAAUUGAGAUUGUCGUUUUGGAGGAAGACACAAACCAAACAGAGCCACUUCAUCAACAGUAAUUUGAGAGCAGUCUUCAGAUAUCAGGAACAAAGACUGUCAGAUGUUCUCUUCACCCUUGAAGGCCAUGAAGUUUGCAGUGUUUGUUGGUGUACUGUAUUCAAGAUCAGUAAAACCAGAUAUUUUCAUCAUGGGAGAGCUGUGAAGGACUGCCUACCACAAAAGGUUGAUCAAAGAUGUGAUCAGAACUAUGAUUCCCUGAAGUACCUGGAGGCAAAAGUGUGGCCGGAUCAGUAUUUCAAAAGACAUGGAGACCACAUGCCGCACAAGACUGAAAUCCAGCUGCCGUCUUGCCUUACAAAGAGGCAAAUCUUUGAUGCCUAUGUUGAAGAUAACAAUGAUCAGGGCAAGCCGGUGAUGGGGUAUAGCCGUUUUAAGGAGCUCUGGAGAGAGUUCUUCUCAUCCGUGAAAAUACUGAAGUCAAAGGAUUUCACACAAUGCUCUCUAUGCAUCGUGUAUAGAGAUGCACUACAAAGAAAGAACUUGGCAAAGGAAGAAGUCAAGGCCUUGAAAGAAGCAAAAAACAGGGACACUUAG